This is a messenger RNA of Seminavis robusta, 1209 nucleotides long. Lineage: Eukaryota; Bacillariophyta; Bacillariophyceae; Naviculales; Naviculaceae. The record is from the annotation of a GenBank genome assembly.
AGUUGAAUGGUGCGGAAGUGUUCUGUUAAAUCUUUCUGUAGUUUGCAAAGCAAUAAUCGAGCUCCAUUGUUCCAGCAGCCGCCAGUGAUCGUGCUGUUGAAUGAACACACGAACACACAACUCACACAUCCUUGUGGCUUCCGGACUCAUACAUCCUUCCGGCUUCCGGCAAGAGAGAUAGGAGAUAGGUAGACGAGGAGCUGUUGAGGUAGGUACGAACUGUAUGCAGUACGGUACGUAAGAAGGCUUCAAGCUCUUCUAUCUCUCUCUCUCCAAACAUUACUUGUGCCGGUCGAUUGUCCGCAAAAAGCCGAGCCACAACGCCGAAAAGGAGCGCGAGUGGGUGCAAAGAGACGAAGAUGUCGGACCAUGUGGAAGAAGAGCCGCCACAACAACAAGAGCCCUUGGAUCAAUCGACAGCCGCCGUGACCAAGCGUCAAGUGAGAUUCGGCCCGGUGCCCGAGAUUGUGGUGUACGACGGUAGUUUGACCGAAGUGGAGAAGGACCUGCUGUGGCAUGAUGCGGAUGAAUUGCGAGAUCGAGCACGGAGAGAGAUUCACUUGGCCCGCAAGGUGUGGAAGAGCAACCGUGGGGUUCUGGCGACUGGCAAUAGCAGUAGCAGUAGCAGUAGCGACGGUUAUUGUAUACGAGGAUUGGAAAAGAGGCUCCGAUCGGGAGAUGCCAUUCGGAAAAAGUGGUAUACGUUUCUACAGUCCUUUUUGGCAUUGCAGCAAGAUUUGCGCAAGCUGGAAUCGGAUGUCACCAAUCUCAUCAUGGUGUUCGUGUCGACACACAGCAAGGCCGAUCGAGCGGCCGCACAUCAAGUGGCGUUGCAAGACGAAGCCUUGGCAUUUCAAAUCUACAAUGAUGAAAGUGGUGAGGAUGGGCGACGAUCAUCGUCUAAAAAACUCAAUCUGAGCAACCACGGCGAUCAACAGCCACAACAACAACAACAACAGCGGUCCUCGGUGGGCUGUAGAAGAGCUCGGAGUGCCUAACUAAACAAGCUAUGGCUAUGGUAGCUAGUAGCUGGCUAGCAGCUAGCUAGUCAGAUUUAUCCGCCAACUGACGAUAGCAAGAGAGCAUGGGUAACAAUUGCCCAUUCCUGUUUGGAUUACAACAAUCAAACACAAGGCAAAACAAAAACAACUUGUACAAAUAGUACGUUGAUGAAACCUAAUAAAAUAAAUGCAUGCUCAACCAAUCUCG